This is a messenger RNA of Alternaria ethzedia, 1209 nucleotides long. It is a transcript of the gene END3, whose product is annotated as endocytosis defective- protein. Lineage: Eukaryota; Fungi; Ascomycota; Dothideomycetes; Pleosporales; Pleosporaceae. Gene Ontology annotation, molecular function: protein binding; calcium ion binding. The record is from RefSeq and is a predicted model, not a curated record. The transcript is spliced from 2 exons. Gene Ontology annotation, cellular component: nucleus; plasma membrane; actin cortical patch. The coding region runs from base 1 to 1209 and encodes 402 amino acids. Gene Ontology annotation, biological process: actin cortical patch assembly; endosomal transport; endocytosis.
AUGGCGCCGAACCGCAUCGAGCAAGACGAAAUCGAAAAGUACUGGGAGAUAUUCAGUUCGCUCAGCGGCGGCGGCACCCACCUAGACGGCGCGCAAGCCGCACCCGUGCUCAAGAACUCACAUUUGCGCGAUGACCAGCUGGAGAGAGUGUGGGAUCUAGCCGACGUGGACAAUGACGGCAAGCUCGACUUUGAGGAGUUCUGUGUCGCCAUGCGACUGAUCUUUGACCUGAUCAACGGGAUAUCUAUGGAUGUACCAAAAGCGCUGCCCGACUGGCUCGUCCCCGAAUCCAAAGCCCACCUCGUCCAGGCCGGACGCGCCCUCUCCGGCUCGCAACCCGCCUACGAAACCGUCGAAGACGAUGACGACACGCCCGGUCUGCGCGACGGCUUCGACUGGUACAUGUCGCCCUCGGACAAGGCGAAAUACGAAGAAAUCUACACAGCCAACCGCGACGGCCACGGCAACAUAACCUUUGACAGUCUGUCCGGCCUCUUCGACAGCCUAGACAACGUGCCCGACUCGGACGUGCGCUUCGCCUGGAACCUCGUCAACCCCAAAGCGCGAGAAAGCGUCGGCAAAGACGCCUCCCUCGCUUUCCUCCACAUCCUCAACCAACGCAGCGAAGGCUUCCGCGUGCCCCGCAGCGUGCCCCCGAGCCUGCGCGCGAGUUUUGAGAAAGCGCACAUAGACUACGACAUUGAAUCAAACGCAAACUCGCGCUGGGCCGCGACACGCGACGAAAACACCGCCACGGGCCGCAAAGCCAAAUUCGGCGACGCAUACCUCACGCGCCUGGGCGUCGGCGACCGCGCAGCCAACUACGGCGCGCGCGGCGGCAAAGGCACUGAUUUCGGGGGCCGCACAACAGAAGACUGGGAGGAAGUGCGCUUGAAGAAGCAGCUGCGCGAGCUGGAGCAGAAGAUUGCGGAUGUGGAGAAGGAGGCGGAGAAUCGGCGGCAUGGGCGCAGUAAGGAUAGUAAACCGGCGCUUGUGAAGCGUGAAUUGGAGCUUCUGCUUGAUUAUAAGAGGAACGUGCUCAAGGAGUUGGAUAAUGAUGAGGGGGGUGCGGUUAAGGGGUUGGGCGGCAUUAGAGAGGAGAUUGAGACGGUGAGGGAACAGGUUGAGGGGUUGCAGGGGCAUUUGGAGAGUAGGAAGGGGGUGUUGGAGGAUUUGAGGAGGCAGAUUGAUGAUGAGAAGGCGGGGUAG